Molecule: messenger RNA, 3533 nt
Organism: Ostrinia nubilalis (European corn borer)
Lineage: Eukaryota; Metazoa; Arthropoda; Insecta; Lepidoptera; Crambidae
Product: unconventional myosin-XV-like
Exons: 15
Coding region: 216-3533 (1105 amino acids)
Biological process (GO): actin filament organization; vesicle transport along actin filament
Cellular component (GO): cytoplasm; myosin complex; actin-based cell projection
Molecular function (GO): ATP binding; actin filament binding; microfilament motor activity
Source: RefSeq, a predicted model, not a curated record
UCAAUCGUUCGCGUCUGCGACGGUCGCCGAUUUCGACUCCGCUAAACUACGGUGUAACCAAAAUAUGAGUGUAAACUGCCGUUAUACGAGUGUAUAUUUGUUAUUUCUAAGUGAAUAAUAUUGUGACAACAGUGCUCUACACUUGUGUUAUGAAGUUUUGUGAAAGUUGACGGAGGUUAUCGAGAACUUCGGGUGUUUCGUCGCUUAUUUACCUCAUGGCGGGCUCCGGGGGGCUGUCAGAGUGGACAGAAGGCGCGGCAGUAUGGUUCCAGCCGGCAGGCGCGCCCGCCCCGCUGCCCGGCUCGCUGCUCGAGGUGCACCGCGCCGCCAGGGUGCUCCUCGUCAGCGCCAUUGUCAAUGGACAGCCCCAGACCUUUGCCCUCCAAAUGGGCAAUGGCGAAGAAGAAGGCGACCCAGUGUGGCCCCGCGAGGAGUUGGGCCCUACAGGCGUGGACGAUAUGACGCGUCUCCACGACCUUCACGAGGCGGCCCUACUGUGGAACCUGAAGCUGCGAUACGAACAGGGGCUCAUCUACACUUACGCCGGCUCCAUACUGGUGGCCGUCAACCCGUACCGGCCCGUAGAUGCUUUGUAUGGACUGCAGACUGCUAGGAGAUACCACGCAGCGGAAGCCCUAGGAGACCUUCCGCCUCACCUCUUUGCCAUAGCCGCCGCUGCGCGCGCCUCUCUGCCCCAGCCGCAAGCCAUACUCAUCUCCGGAGAAUCCGGCGCUGGAAAGACCGAGUCCACCAAACUGGCCGUCCAGUUCCUCGCAGCAGUAGCCCCUGCCCCUCCCGGCAGAGCCCCCGUCUCCGAACAAAUCCUAGAAGCAGCACCCCUGUUAGAGGCCUUCGGAAACGCCAGAACGCCAAAAAACCACAACUCUAGUCGCUUCGGCAAGUUGCUCGAACUAUACUUCAAAGACGGAGCGUUAGCCGGCGCGAGAGUCGCCCAUUACUUGCUGGAGAAGUCUCGGAUAGUCACGCAAUCGCCUGGCGAAAGGAAUUACCAUGUCUUCUAUGAGUUGCUAGCUGGAUUGGAUGAAGAACAAAGGCGAUCACGAGGUCUUUUAACCGCUGAGCAUUACUUUUACCUAAAUCAAGGAGGAGAUUCAGGAGGCGCCGGCGCUGGCGCUGAUUGGUCGGCUUUAUGCGGCGCGAUGCAAGUUUUGGGCAUUGGAGAUUCCGAGAGAGAGGAUAUUAUAAGAGUGCUGGCGGCUGUUCUGCAUUUGGGUAAUGUGUAUUUCCAUAGAAGGCAACUGCGUCAUGGUCAGGAGGGGGUGCAGUUGGGUGGCGGUGCUGAAGUGCGCUGGGCAGCGCAUCUGUUGAAGGUCCCCGCUGAGGCAUUGGCAAGGGCGUUAACGACGAGGGUCACGGCAGCGAGGGCGGAACGCAUGAGGUCUCCCCUCCCGAUUGAUCAGGCUUUGGACGCGAGAGACGCGUUCGCUAAAGCCCUAUACUCUUCUCUAUUCAACUGGCUAGUCCUCCGAAUAAACUCGAUAGUUCACCGCGCUGGGUUACACGACGCCCACCGCAUAUCUCUGCUCGACAUCUUCGGGUUCGAAGAUCUAGAGGAGAACUCUUUCGAGCAGCUGUGCAUCAACUACGCGAACGAGACGCUGCAGCACUACUUCAAUAAGCACAUAUUUAAGCUGGAACAACAGGAGUAUCAGAAGGAGCGCCUGGAGUGGUCUAAUUUGACUUGGAAUGAUAAUUCUCCAGUGAUCCAGCUUUUAAGCAAAAAGCCAGUGGGAAUCCUGCAUCUGUUGGACGAUGAGAGUAACUUCCCGCGGGCGUCCGACGCGUCGUUCCUUGAGAAGUGCCAUUAUAACCACGCUUUAAACGAAUUGUACUCCCGACCGAGGUUAGGGGCUAAUGAGUUUGGGAUCAAACAUUACGCCGGCCAAGUGUGGUACAACGUAGAAGGGUUCUUAGACAAGAACCGCGAUGCCCUACGAGCAGACGUUCUAGAACUAUUAUGCAGCAGCGAAGUGCCUUUAGUGGCUGAAAUGUCGGCUCAGCUACGCGCCCAGCAUGACGCCAACAAAACAUUACCCAGAGGAGCGAAUGGACGCUUCGUUACUAUGAAGCCCAGGACGCCGACGGUUGCAGCUAGGUUCUCAGACAGUUUGCAUCAACUACUGGAAUCUAUGUCGCGCUGCAACCCGUGGUUCGUGCGCUGCAUCAAACCAAACACGGACAAAUCACCGAUGAGAUUCGACAUGCCUUGUGUGCUGGCCCAGCUGAGAUAUACUGGAAUGCUGGACACCAUCAAGAUCCGACAGACGGGCUAUCCUAUACGGAUACCCUUCCAGAACUUCGUGGAUCGAUACCGGUACCUGCUAAAGUCGACUCCACCUCGGUCGACGCCAUACCGGGAGAUUUGCAACUCAAUCCUGGCCGAGAUGCCUCCAACGGGUGCUGUCGGCGCGGACUACCAACUAGGCGCAGCACGCGUGUUCAUUCGGGAAGCGCUGCAUCGCGCUUUGGAACGCGCGCGCGCAGACAAGCUCAGAGCCGCCGCUACGAAACUGCAAGCACAAGUCAGGGGCUACUUGGCGAGAAAACGCUACAAACAGCUUCACCACUCCACCGUCAAGGUCCAAUCCUGGUGGCGUGGCGCGGUGGCCCGGCGACGGUUCCAGGUGGCCCGCCGAGGAGUUGUGAAAGCCCAGGCCUUGGUCAGAGGCCGCCGCGCGCGCAGACGGUUCGCUGCUAUUAAAGAACAGCACAGAAGGAGGGUGGAGGCGCAGCAACAAGCGGCCAAGCGUCGCGCAGCAGAACAGAAAGCGCAAAAAGCAAAAGCGGAAAGCUUGCAAGCGCUCGAAGUGCCGGCUGACUUGGCGUUCAUCUUGUCCAAGCUGGACGAGUGGCAGCCUCCCCACACUGACAAGAAUCUGGCCAAGGUAUCAGGCGACGUGUACGCCGAAGACGACUACAUCCAAAUGCCUCGUGACCUCCAGCAGUUCGCGUUCAACAAGUUCAGUUCGGUAUACUUCGCCGACGGAGGCCAGCUCAGUCCUAAGAAGUACCCCAUCACUAGGCCCUUCCUAUCUAAAGCUGCAGUCAGAGAUCAAGACUUCAAUGAUGCUGUAGCUACAUUCAAACUGAUAUUGAGGUGGUGUGAUGAAUCCGCCGCUGGGAAUGAAGCAAGGCAAAAGGUGCUAGCAGACUACAUAGCUUCACGUGGGUUGGCGUCGCGAGGACUUCGCGAUGAGAUACUGGUGCAGCUGUGCAACCAAGCCAGCAGUGGUGAUGCCCCGGACCGCGUGUGGCAGCUCAUGGCUCAUUGUCUGGAGGUGUUCCAGCCAGGACCUCCCCUGCACAAAUACCUAGUCCGCUUCAUAUCAGAGCGCGCGCCGGCGUCGCAUCGCUCGCUUCUGCUACGUUUAGUUUGCGGGGGCGGAGCGGGCGCCGCACGGGCCGCUGCUGUGCCGCGCCGCUGCCCGCCCACGCUGUUAGAAUGGCGUGCUGCCAGUACUGAUACAAGACCGGCACUGCCUCUGAGGCUUUACGACGGUCAGUAUGCAUAG